Molecule: messenger RNA, 3042 nt
Organism: Scatophagus argus
Lineage: Eukaryota; Metazoa; Chordata; Actinopteri; Scatophagidae
Gene: slc16a13
Product: solute carrier family 16 member 13
Exons: 7
Coding region: 345-1730 (461 amino acids)
Biological process (GO): monocarboxylic acid transport; transmembrane transport
Molecular function (GO): monocarboxylic acid transmembrane transporter activity
Source: RefSeq, a predicted model, not a curated record
GCGCACGCGUGUAGGUUACCGGCUCACUCUGUGGUGAGUGUUGAACUUCUGCUAUCCCGCUGCUCGUGGUGAUAAGAGAUUCCGCGUUGUUUUUUGCUAUUUACCACACUGCAUUUGGAGACUGUGGACCAUGAGCUGCCCCGAAGAAAGCUGACAAACCCAGGCUUGUGACAACCGCUGCGCAAGCGCUGUGUGAAGCAAGCCUACGUCAUCGUGCGCUACGCAGCCUACCUGUCAAUGGCUGCGUAAUUAAUCAUGCGCGAAGCCGAUGGUCUCUGUGAGGCUGCAGCUGAUUGGAGGAAAAACAGCGUCAUCACGUGUUUGCAGAUAAAUUUCUUUCAAACAUGACCAACCGCCAGCCCAAGGCAAAGAGCCAUAUCGAGGAGGCCGAGGGCCCGGAUGGAGGAUGGGGCUGGGUGCUGGUCGGUGCCCUGUUCGUCAGCACGAGCCUCGUGUUCGGCCUGAUGCGCAGCUUGGGGAUCUUCUUUGUGGAAUUCGUGCAGUACUUUGAUGAGAGCGCUCAGGCCAUCUCCUGGAUCUCGUCCACGGGCCUGGCAGCGCAGCAGUUCUUCAGUCCGCUGGGUGCAGCACUGUGUAAUGCGUAUAAUGCCCGGGUGGUGGUGAUGACAGGGGGGUGUCUCGCUGCUGUCGGCCUCAUUCUGGCCUCGCAGGCCACCUGUCUUGUUCACCUCUACCUCACUAUGGGUGUCAUUUCAGGUCUGGGCUGGGGGCUGGUCUUCACUCCCAUGGUGGCUACAGUCAUGGCUCACUUCACCCAGCGGCGCACCCUGGCGUUGGGACUGGGGUUCGCCAGCAUCGGCCUCUCCUCCUUCGCUUUCAACCCGCUGUUCCAGCUGCUGGUCGAGACGUACGCCUGGCGAGGGGCCCUUCUGAUUUUGGGGGGCCUCAGCCUCAACAUCGUGCCCUGUGGGGCUCUCAUCCGUCCACAGCGACGAUCUGAAGCCCCGGCAAAGGUUGACUCAGAGAACAGUCCUCCGCGUACUUCGAUGCUGCAACGAGUCUCGUCCUACCUGGAGCUGUCGCUGCUCUUCGAGAGGCCAUAUGUCACCUACACCUUGAGUGUCACUCUUCUUAACGUGGGCUACUUUGUGCCGUAUUUCCACCUAGUGGCUCACAGCCGCCAAGCUGGUUUCUCGGAGUACCAAGCCGCUUUCGUCAUGUCAGCCGCUGGCGCUUCAGACAUUUUGGGCCGCAUAGCGUCAGGCUGGUUCUCUGACCUGCGUCUUUUUCGGCUGAUUCAUGUACUGAGCAUGUGGACGACGCUGGCGGGAGUGUUCAUCAUGCUGCUGCCUGUGGGCUCCUUGUCUGGUUCCUACUCUGCGCUGAUCGUGAUCAGCCUCCUCUACGGCUUCUGCUCCGGGGCGCUGACCUCUGUGGUGUUCGCGGUGCUGCCCAUAAUUGUGGGCGUGGAGCGCACGAUGGGGGCCCUCGGGUUACUGCAGCUCAUCGAGAGCAUCGCCGGACUGCUGGGGACACCUCUGUCAGGGUUUCUCAAGGACAUCACAGGCAACUACAUCGCUUCCUUCAUGGUAGCGGGUGGUUUCCUCAUUCUCGGCACUUUGACGCUGGCCACUCUGCCUCACUACUUCUCCUGCACAGAUCCGCCACCUCCUCAAAGAGGGUCCCUCAACAGGAAGGAUAAGGGUUCACAUACGGAGUUGGAGCAGAUGAGUAGUUUGCCUCCUGACCCAAAUCAUAGAGGAGUUUAAUGAUCAUCUUGUGAAAUAACCAGCCUCAAUAACCUGCAAGGCUGUGGAGUUUAAGGGUCCGGGAGCUUUGUUCAAUGCUCCUCAGUCCAGCCAGUAUGACGAUGGAGCCGACCUGAAGACCCCAUCAGUUUGUAGCUGUCAUACCUCAGAGAUUCAGACCCAAAAGUGAAGAAAAGAAGCUCACUGUGAAAACUCUGACAUCCUGAAGGGGCCAGUGAGCUCCUCACACACUGUCACCUCAGUUUUAAAGUUUAGACCACUACACUCUGCCUUAAAAGGAAACACUGGGCAUUUAAAUGCGUCAUUUAGCAGUACACAGAGGUGUGUACUGUGCACACUUGCAAGACAGGAAAUGUGAAGGGAAAUGUUUUCUUUUUGUUAUUGUAUUACAUGCAUCAUCGUGUUUUACUACAAAACCAAAAAACAGAAAACUAUCUUAUUGCCCUGCCUGUUCAUGUGAAUGUAAAAUGGAAAUCUGAUUCUGCUGCUGGAAAACUGAGCAGCAUAUUUCAAUUUUGCACGUACAAGAUUAGUCGACAGUUUAGCAUGGCUGGAUCAGUUCACACCUGGGCCUCUGUCCCUCCUGCUGUGCACCGUCACCUCCAACUAACUGUGAGGUACGUAAUAUGACAGUAUUUUUCAUAAACACUUUACAGAUGAGUAAAGGACAAUAUCGCUGAAAUAAUAAGAUUUAAAAUUUUUUUAAGACCAUAUUAAAGCAGGACUUGUCUCAAGCCUCAGAUAGCAUUGUGCUUUAUGGGUGUAUAUUCCAAAGAUGCACAAAAAACAAAUUAUUGUCACACUAGUGUGUAAUUUUUAGAUUUAUUAACGAAUUCUUAAUGAUCGCCGUUAACACUGAUUAAUUAUGAACUGCAGACACCAGUGCUGUUUGCAGCAGCUCUCCCUCAGACUCAGGACUUUCCACACCACACUGGUGGAGAAACGUUUCUGGGCAGGAAGACUAAGUGUACUUAAAACUGAGACUGUGUUUGUUAAUUGGAGAUGUUUUGGCUUGAAGAACAGCUGAAUUAACAGCAGGUUCAUAGGACAGAGACAACACGGCAUAUCAUGUGACUCCAAGUACGCCAUUUCGUCAUACUGGCAGCUGCUGAAUUGUUUUUGAAGCUUCGGUAAUUGUCCAUAGGUGGAAAAUAGUUUUCUUGUUUGGCCGUUUGUGGUUCAAAUCUGUUGUUCUACUCUUAAGACCUACUACUGAAACAUCCAGGCUGCAACCUGACACUGUUAUAUGUUAUAAUGUGGUAUUUUGUACUCAGCAUUAUUAAACAGCAACCUGUUUUGGUUUAAUGCAUUA